Molecule: messenger RNA, 970 nt
Organism: Bemisia tabaci
Lineage: Eukaryota; Metazoa; Arthropoda; Insecta; Hemiptera; Aleyrodidae
Gene: Ubi-p63E
Product: Polyubiquitin-63E
Molecular function (GO): protein binding
Source: RefSeq, a predicted model, not a curated record
CUCUAACCUGCUUUCUAAAUACUAAAAGUCUGUGUUUAUCGUUUGACGUGAGCUGUAGGUUUCACUUCUUGAGUCUUCGGUUUAGAAUUUUACGUUCGUUCUUCAAUUUCUAGACUUGAUCAUAUUUCGCAUUAGUUCCUCCUCUUAAACAUCAUGCAGAUUUUUGUCAAGACCUUAACAGGGAAAACCAUCACCCUCGAAGUUGAGGCUUCAGACACAAUUGAGAAUGUGAAGGCAAAAAUCCAGGACAAGGAAGGCAUUCCCCCUGACCAACAGCGUUUGAUCUUCGCCGGCAAACAGUUAGAAGAUGGAAGAACUCUCUCCGACUACAACAUCCAAAAAGAGUCUACCCUUCACUUGGUCCUGAGAUUGAGAGGAGGUAUGCAAAUUUUUGUGAAGACGCUGACUGGCAAAACAAUUACCCUGGAAGUUGAAGCAUCAGACACAAUUGAGAAUGUUAAGGCAAAAAUCCAGGACAAGGAAGGAAUUCCCCCUGACCAACAGCGUUUGAUCUUCGCCGGAAAGCAGUUAGAAGAUGGAAGAACUCUCUCCGACUACAACAUCCAGAAAGAGUCUACACUUCACUUGGUCCUGAGAUUGAGAGGAGGUAUGCAGAUCUUUGUCAAAACCCUAACAGGCAAAACCAUCACUCUAGAAGUUGAAGCCUCAGACACUAUUGAAAACGUGAAAGCCAAAAUCCAGGACAAGGAAGGCAUUCCCCCAGACCAACAGCGUUUGAUCUUUGCUGGCAAGCAGUUGGAAGAUGGAAGAACUCUGUCCGACUACAACAUCCAAAAAGAAUCGACCCUCCAUCUUGUCCUCCGUCUUCGGGGAGGUUGUUAAGAGCAAAAAAAUUUUCCAAUUUCUUGAUUACACAAAAACGUUUACUUUAAUACAGCACAGAAAGAAAAAGAUGUUGCAAAAAUUGUAAUGAAAUUUUGUAAUUUUAAAUUUUUCUUUUAGAAAUAGC